UGUGCAGUUAUUCCGCUCUGCCUGUAGGGGGCAGCACCGCCGCGCUGUCGCUCAGCUGCUGCUUGGUCAGAGAGAAGCAGGAGCGGCGGAAGCUGACAAGAUGUCUGCACCGAAAACGAUCCCGAAAGAUGCUCAGGUGAUGAUCCAGAUCCUGAAGGACAUGGGGGUGACCGAGUACGAGCCCCGGGUCAUCAACCAGAUGCUGGAGUUCACCUACAGGUACGUGACGACCAUCAUAGAAGACGCUAAGAUCUACGCCACGCACGCCAAGAAGUCCAGCGUGGACGCCGACGACAUCAAGCUGGCCAUCCAGUGCCGGAUGGACCAGUCCUUCACCUCGCCGCCGCCCCGCGACUUCCUGCUGGAGGUGGCCCGGCAGAAGAACCAGACUCCUCUGCCCCUCAUCAAGCCCUACACCGGCCCCCGCCUUCCUCCAGACCGCUACUGCCUCACCGCCCCCAACUACAGACUCAAGUCCAUCCAGAAGAAGGUGUCCUCGUCCGCCGGCAGGAUCACGGUCCCCCGCCUCAGCGUCAGCGCCGUCUCCAGCAGACCGGCCACGCCCACGCUGGGAACUCCGUCGGUCCAGUCGGUCUCCUCCAAAGUGGGAACCCCGGUGUCUCUGACGGGUCAGAGGUUCACGGUUCAGAUCCCGCCGCCCUCUCAGACGGCCUCCACCAAAACCACCACGGCCUCCACGCCCGCCGUGUCCAACGUCCUCAUCAACCCGUCUCUGAUUGGCUCCAAGAACAUCCUCAUCACCACCAACAUGGUGUCGCAGAACGCCGGCGGGGACUCGCUGAAGAGGAAGCACGAAGAAGACGACGACUACGACGCUUUAUGACGGCGGCCUCUCCCUGUCAGGACUAAAGGCGGCCGCAGACACGGCGGAGGAGGAACCAGAGGAGGAACCAGAGGAGGAACCAGAGGAGGAACCAGAGGAGGAACCAGGGGGGGAACCAGAGGAGGAACCAG
Messenger RNA from Fundulus heteroclitus (mummichog), 975 nucleotides. It is a transcript of the gene taf9, whose product is annotated as TAF9 RNA polymerase II, TATA box binding protein (TBP)-associated factor. Bases 101 to 844 code for a protein of 247 amino acids. The transcript has 7 exons. The record is from RefSeq and is a predicted model, not a curated record. Gene Ontology annotation, biological process: DNA-templated transcription initiation; RNA polymerase II preinitiation complex assembly. Gene Ontology annotation, cellular component: SAGA complex; transcription factor TFIID complex. NCBI's taxonomy places the organism in Eukaryota, Metazoa, Chordata, Actinopteri, Cyprinodontiformes, Fundulidae. Gene Ontology annotation, molecular function: transcription coactivator activity; protein heterodimerization activity; RNA polymerase II general transcription initiation factor activity.